AGUGUGUUCCGAAAUAAAUAAUAAUCAGUUUACAGCGAUUUGUUUAGACUUUCUAUAAAUUGUAAUUAAUAAAAAAAGAUAUUAAAAUAUUUAGCCUAAAACCUAAUUAUUUUCUUUAAUAGUAUACAUAUUAAGAGUUGUAAAGUAGAAGUGAGGUUUGAAGCAUUUCAAAAUAUAUUAAAAACAUUUGAAAAGUGUAAAAACAUGUAUCAAAAUCCAGGAGGAUACGGAGGUUAUAAUCAAGGAGGAUUCGCCCCUAGAGGAUAUGCUCCUCAACCACAAGGAGGUAGUUUUACACCUCCAGCUGGUUAUGCUCCUCCAGCACAAGCAGGCUAUGGGCAAGCCCCCCAGGUACAUCCGGACGUACAAUCUUGGUUUCAAGCUGUAGAUAAAGAUCGUUCCGGUCAAAUUACAUGGGAAGAACUCCAAUCUGCCUUGAUAAACGGACAAGGGGAACGAUUUUCACCGACAGCUUGUAAACUCAUGAUUUCCAUGUUUGAUUCGGAUCGUAACGGUACCAUCGGCGUUAACGAGUUUCAGUCGCUUUAUAAUUAUAUUAAUCAGUGGUUGGCGGUGUUUAAGAAUUACGACAGGGAUCAAUCGGGUAGUAUAGACGAGCCUGAACUCGCCCAAGCAUUCCAGCAAAUGGGUUUUAGGUUUUCACCCGACUUUAUUAAAUUUUUAAUCGCAAAGAGUGAUAUAAAAACGCGCAGCAGAAUGUCAGUGGAUCAAUUCAUCGUAAUAUGCAUUCAAAUCCAGCAGUUUACAGAGGCCUUCAAAAAACGCGACACCGAAAUGAAAGGGGUUGUGACAUUGGGUUUCGAAGAUUUUUUGAGUAUUGCUUUGAGUUGUUCACCGUAAUUUUCAUAAAUUUAAUUUGAAAUGUCGAAAUUAUAUUAAACUUUAAUAUAUUUGCCAAUUUUUUUUAUUGAAUCUUAUUAUUUAUACACAACAGGAAAAACAUUUCAACGUGGCAACAGUGUAAAACAUCUGUCAUAUGUGAAUGUUUACAUUUUAUGAAUCUAUGUAUUUAGUAUGAAAUUGAGAUUAAAUAAAGUAUAUUUACAUA
Molecule: messenger RNA, 1069 nt
Organism: Diorhabda sublineata
Lineage: Eukaryota; Metazoa; Arthropoda; Insecta; Coleoptera; Chrysomelidae
Product: peflin-like
Exons: 2
Coding region: 205-861 (218 amino acids)
Biological process (GO): COPII vesicle coat assembly
Molecular function (GO): calcium ion binding
Source: RefSeq, a predicted model, not a curated record